Rosa chinensis is the source of this 1305-nucleotide messenger RNA. RefSeq lists its product as uncharacterized. The record is from RefSeq and is a predicted model, not a curated record. The transcript has 3 exons. Bases 1 to 1305 code for a protein of 434 amino acids. Lineage: Eukaryota; Viridiplantae; Streptophyta; Magnoliopsida; Rosales; Rosaceae.
AUGGGCAAAAUGUUACUUUCUCUGAUAAGGUUUCGUAACAAGCUUGAUUAUGAAUGGCGUUGUGCUGUAAUUGUCAAACUCAUGGGGAAACCUAACUCCACGAAUACUUUUGAUUUUAUGCUAAGAGGUUUAAGAAGAAAAUGGCAAGUGAAAGGGGGGUGGCAACUCAUUGAUUUACCCAAUGAUUUUUUCAUUGUUAAGUUUAACCUGGAGGAAGAUAUGAAUUAUGCUCUCUGUGGAGGUCCUUGGAUUCUUGCUGGGCAGACUCUGAUUGUUAGAAAAUGGACACCUGACUUUGAUCCUAUGAAUGAAGUUAUUGGGAAAAUGGCUCUAUGGGUCAGAAUUUUUGGUUUGCCUGUCAAAUUUUUCAAGGACUACACUAUGGCCAAAAUCGGGAAAAUCCUUGGUGCUGUAGUCAAAGUGGACAAGCUCACAAUUGGUCAGGCUAGAGGACAGUUUGCUCGUGUUUGCAUUGAGGCAUUUCCCUUAUAUGUUUUGAAUGUGGCUGCUUUGGUCACUCAAAAGAUAAGUGUACGUCCCUUAAUUAAGAAUAACAGUGGUGAAGCUGAUAUAAACCCGAAUGCUUUGAAUACUACUGAUCCAUCUCUUGCUUCUAGUGGUGAGACAUCUUCUCCAACUGAGAUGAACAUUUCUACAAUGCAACAAGAUGUGGACACUCUGAGAAAUAAAAAGAAGAAUGGAGAUGCUGGUGGAUCUAGGAAAAUUAGUAGUGGCAGUGGUUCCAGAUUUGCUGUUUUGCAGGAUGAAAGUGGUAAGGACUCUGAGUUGCCUGAGCAGACCAUUGAGAAUAACUCUUCUGAUAGCAGUCCUCCCAUUGUCAAACGUUGGAAAAGCUUCCAAGAGAAGAAGAAGACAGUUCCUGUGAACAAUGAGACUUACAAACCCAAGAAUGUUGCUGCUCCUUCUACCUCUUUGAGAAAACUUGGUUCCUCUGGUAAUCAUUCUUCGUCUGUGAAAGUUACUGCUACAAAUGAGAAAUCUAUAUCUUUGAACACUAAAAAUAGUUCUAGAAUCCCUAUGAAAGAUGUGUCUAAUGUUGAAAAUUCUAGUGGCUCUAAAACUGAUCUUCAGUAUCAAAGAAAAUCCAAAGGUGUGGCUGGUUCUGGUUCUAAACAUAAUUCUCACAUUUUCAAAAAGCUUUCUUUUGAAAAUAUGGGAACCAAUGUUUUAGGAGAUGGAAUUGUUGCCAUCUUUGGGCAUUGUCCUCCUGAGGAGGUUAUUGGGGACAAGGCCAGCCCUUCAUCUCUUUCUAUGGACUCUGAAACCUUUGUGGAAAAGACCUAG